AUGCACCAUGAUUCAAAAAUUGAUAUAGAAACUCGUAAACCAGAAAUAAUUAUGGAUUAUAAUUGUACCAAAGGUGGAGUUGAUACAGUAGAUAAAAUGUGUGCGGCAUAUUCUGUCUCUAGAAUUACAAAAAGGUGGCCACUUGUAAUUUUUUAUUCUUUGAUGAAUAUUGCUGGAAUAAAUGCUCAGGUACUGUUUUCAUACUCUAAACAUAACAAUUCCCCUAAAAUGAGAAGAUUAUUUUUGAAAAUAUUGGCAUUUGAUCUAUUGAAAGAACAUCUUGCUUCUCGAGCUCAAAUCUCAAGUUUACCAUCGGACAUAUCAUCUUUUUUGAAAAUAAAAUAUGCUGUUCCAAGUACAUCAGAUGUAUCUACAACCCCCCCUUUAAAACGAGAAACUUGCUUCGAAUGUGGGAGAAAAAAAAUGCGGCUACAUCUAUGA
Messenger RNA from Rhopalosiphum padi (bird cherry-oat aphid), 441 nucleotides. RefSeq lists its product as uncharacterized. The record is from RefSeq and is a predicted model, not a curated record. The transcript has a single exon. NCBI's taxonomy places the organism in Eukaryota, Metazoa, Arthropoda, Insecta, Hemiptera, Aphididae. The coding region runs from base 1 to 441 and encodes 146 amino acids.